Messenger RNA from Diaporthe citri, 1875 nucleotides. RefSeq lists its product as uncharacterized. The transcript has a single exon. Lineage: Eukaryota; Fungi; Ascomycota; Sordariomycetes; Diaporthales; Diaporthaceae. The record is from RefSeq and is a predicted model, not a curated record. Gene Ontology annotation, molecular function: flavin adenine dinucleotide binding; NADP binding; N,N-dimethylaniline monooxygenase activity. Bases 1 to 1875 code for a protein of 624 amino acids.
AUGAAGAAGAGCGUGGUUGUUAUCGGCGCCGGCCCGUGUGGCCUUGUAGCUGUGAAGGAGAUGCUAGCAGCUGGCCACGACGUCCAAGCAUACGAACGAUCCUCCGGCCUGGGCGGUGCCUUCAGCAGCGCUGCUUCCUAUCCGGACCUCCAUCUCACUAUUUCGAAUUGGGCCAUGUCCUUUUCCGACUUUCCCGAUCCGCAAAGAUUGUGCUAUCCGUCAGCAGAGGCGUACCUGCAGUACUUGAAGAAUUACGCCCGGCAUUUUGGUUUGGACGGCCACAUCACUUAUCACUCGGAGGUGUGCAGUGCAGACUUAGAGAAGGACGGGCGUUGGGCACUGAAAAUCCGACAGAGACAUCCAUCGGGGGAGGAAAGUGCUGUUCUGCACUUCCAGGCUGACGCCAUUAUCGUUGCAACAGGGGCGAACCAAGUACCCAAGGAAACACCAGACAGCCUUGCUGGGUUCACUGGAAAAAUCCUGCACUCGAGUGAAUACGGCCAACGAUUCAAGGAUCAGGUCAAGAAAGAGAAGCAACGUGUGCUGGUGGUCGGCGGCGGCGAGAGCGGCGCCGACGUCUCAGCAGAGCUCGGUGACCUGUCGCCCCAUGUGACUGUGUGGCUCCGACGGGCAAAUUGCAUCGGCCCUCGAUACCUCAACACGGCUUCGGAGACGGAGCAGAUGGAGGAGAACAAGACGUGCGAUUUCCCAGCCAACGCGUUCCUGGAGGCCGCUACAACGAACAGGAUGAGUGCGGGUCAGAACGUGUAUGCAUAUGGUGCCUUCCGGAGGCUUCUCUGGAGCACCAAAACCGUGCUGAACCCCACGUUGUCACAGAUGUGCCUCGAGAGCACGCGGUCGGCACCCUUGUUGAACGAUCAGGCCACGUAUGUGACCAAGAACCAGAGGAUGUGCGAGGCUCUCCACCAGCAGAAGAUCGAGGUACUGGUGGCUCCAACACUGAUAGCCCACGGUACAGAGUGUGACUUCACUUUGGCAGACGGCACGAUCAAGCAGCGUGUAUUUGACACCAUCGUCCUCUGCCACGGGUAUCGCACCGAGUUCCCGUGGCUGAAAGUGCCAGUUUCGAUCAACCCGCGAGACUGGUUCCUGCAUUGCUUCCCACAAGGCCUGGGCCACAGCCUCUCCUUCGUUGGAUACGCCAGACCGCAUCAAGGCGGCAUUCCAUGUGCAGCCGAGAUGCUCUCGCGGUAUAUCGGGCUGCUUUUGGGCGGGCACAGAAGCCUCCCGAAAAACUAUGCAUCUCUGGCCCGAGACGACAAGCUGUCUGAGAGGGAAUAUUACUUCCUAAGCCCAGAACUUCACACGUUGGUCGACUACAACGCCUUCAUGGAAAGUGUCGCGCGACGAGUGGGCUGCGAUCCCAGGCUGCCUACGUGCUGCGUGAUCGGGUUCAAUCUUCACAUCCUGGCCGCCAUGUCUCUGACGUUGCGCUGGGCCAACUUGACAGGCCUCGGAUCCUACCCGUUGGAUUUCAUUCUGUGGCUGGGCACCUUGAUGUGUUUUCUCCUGCUCGAGGACGGCCUGCUCGUCAAGUGGUGGUUUUAUCCUCACUGGAGUGUGUGGUACCGUCAGCGCGGCCCUGGCGCUGACCCGACUUCCCUGCUGGCCGUGCUGAGCCGUGUCAACAUCUGGAGAGCAACGGCCAUAACAAGAGGCUUCGUGCUCUUGCUCGUCUGGUCAGUGCUGACUCUGUAUGUACAACGCCUGCUCUCCGGUCCGGUGUUUGUGAUGCACACCAUAUUCACCGCACUGGGCCUGCGUUUUCCAAAAAGAUGGGGUGGCAUGUUGCGCCCAAAGAUCUUUGCGUUGCAUGACACCGAGUGGCGCUUUUCGGAUUUGUUUCUACCAUGA